This is a messenger RNA of Andrographis paniculata, 1869 nucleotides long. RefSeq lists its product as uncharacterized. NCBI's taxonomy places the organism in Eukaryota, Viridiplantae, Streptophyta, Magnoliopsida, Lamiales, Acanthaceae. The transcript is spliced from 3 exons. Bases 346 to 1638 code for a protein of 430 amino acids. The record is from RefSeq and is a predicted model, not a curated record.
AGGAUUAAUGUUGGGGCCAAUAUUAGUUUUAUGUAUGCAUCGGAUCAUUCACUCUUCAGUAUCUCUCUACAAGCUAAGGAGAUUCACACUUUAAUAUACCAUAGGAUAUAUCAUUUUAUAGGUUUUGUUAAUUUGCUGUUGUUAUAUAUAUAGGUAACACUUAGAGUCAAUAUAGCUUAUCAUCAAUUUCCAUUUCAUGUAGGUUUAAUUUUUCAUUUCUUUGUAUAUGACUGCAAUGAAUUGAAAUUUUUUAUCCCAAUUUGGAUUUCAAAUUUUCAAAAAUAUAUAUAUAUAUAUAUAUAUAUUGAAGAAGGAGAAGAGGGGUUGAGCUCUGAAGAACAGGCAAUGGAUGAAAAGGAAGACAUCUCAGGAUCUAUUACAGUCAUAUCUGACGACAGGAUCGAUAGCUUGUGCCCGAUUAUUUUCGGCGUAUCUUGUGCAUUUUUCGCGCUGAGGCUGCUCAAGAAGCUCGAAUGCACGCAGAAACACGUCGUAGAAUUGAAGAAAAGAAGAACCGAGGAAGCGAAAGCUAAUGCAAAAGUCGUAAGCAUUUUCGCCGCGCGAGAACAGAGCUGGUUCGAUGAAAGAAGGCAGCUCCGGCAGCAAAUCGAUGCUCUUGUAAACGAGGUUAAACUUGUCCAAACGAAUCGCGAUGAAUGUGUUAAUGAAUUGCAGAUGAAGAAGAAUCUGAUCGAAGAAAUGGAUAAUAGAAGGCGCGAAGCUGAGGAAAAGGCCGAAGAUCUUUCCGAGGAGCUGAAACUUUAUGUAUCGAAUCAUCAUGGCGUCGAAACGGAGAUCGAGCGGGCGAUUAGGCAAGUCGAAGCAGCGAAACGGGAGGUUGAAUCGGCAAAAAAAAUGCUUUCGAUGGAUCUCGUUAGAAUUCGCAAGGAUUUGGAUCGGAAAGAUUGGAUUUUUUCAGCUCUUCUGAGGAAAUCAAAGGCGGACCGAAUGUUUUUACAGGGAGUGUAUUCGACAGCGACGGAGAACGGAAGGCGUUCGAUUAAAAACACGACGCCGAAGUUCGAAGGGUUCCGGUGCCGGGUGACGAGAAUGGAGCUCGAAUCGAAGAGGUUUCGGGAACGUAUCAAAGGGCUGGAUCCCGACGUCGAUUUGCUCAGGCGAGAUAAAAAACGGGUCUCCAGACGUAAAACGAGAGACCCAGAUACAACACAUGAUAUAGUCUUCACGAUCGAAUCUCCGAUCAAGGAGAUAAAAGCAGGGACGACGAGCAAUUCUGCAUCGAACAUGGACAUCCAUUCGCUCGGGGUGUCGUACAAGAUCAAGAGGCUCAAGCAGCAGUUGUCCAUACUCGGAGCGAACUCGUCGAGCAUCGAAAAACAGGUCGAUCGGUAUGAGUCGAUCCAGAGCAAGAUGGAUGGCCUAUACAGGAGAAUGCAUGUCGACGACGACGACGGCGGCGGCCGCGCAAUAGGGAUGGAGCAGUUUUUGGAAGAGACAUUUGAAGUGCAGAGGUACAUAGUUAGUACAGGGCAAAAGCUACAAGAAUUGCAAGGUGAGAUUGCAUCUGGUUUCCCAGACAUGAAGCAGUUCGGCGAUAGCAUUAGUGGUCUUGUGCGAGAAGUUCAGAGAGGGCUGGAGCUUCAGGUAUCAAGAAUUAUUCGAGAUCUUCUGUACUGAAUUUUAUAAUUGAAAUAAAGACUGACAAAAUACGAUAUAAUCUAAACAAAAUACACAUGUUACUAUUGAUUGCAGCACCGUAAUCAUCCUCAGGUCAAAUCCUCCAAACCCCACUUCUAAUAACCUUAUGUAAGGAUAUUUGUAGUGUUAAACAGAAAAUACAAUUAUUAAAAUAAAAAAAUAAAAAUAAAUAAUGGAUACUUUUUACAAGACAAACCAAAAUAGAAAAAU